Fusarium poae is the source of this 1626-nucleotide messenger RNA. RefSeq lists its product as uncharacterized. Lineage: Eukaryota; Fungi; Ascomycota; Sordariomycetes; Hypocreales; Nectriaceae. The transcript has a single exon. The record is from RefSeq and is a predicted model, not a curated record. Bases 1 to 1626 code for a protein of 541 amino acids.
AUGUGGAGAACCAUGUGUUCGUCGCCUGAAUGUGCUCUGUUCGCAGGUCAUUCUUCGCCACAUUCAUCAUUCCUCCCUUGCGAGCGUGAUGGUUGCAUUUUCUCCAGAGGACAUUCUUAUGAUCACAUCAUACCAAAUGCGACAGCGCGCGAGAUUUCUGAACUCGCCACUGAUAACGCUGUGGCUGUGAUGGAAGACAUGGCGAAAUUGAAUCGAAAGGUUCUCAGGGCAAUGUCGCAUCAAGACAACUCGCGAGUGAAUAAAAUCCUGUUAAGCCAGUUUCUGCUGUCACUGGGUUACGGUAUGGAUGAUAAACUCCAAACCAUUCGUCUCGAGACUGCUGGGCGCGAGUUAAGGGCGACAAUUCGACGCCAGGAACGAUCUCAGCGACUAGAAAGGGAAGCUACGGAAGCCCUGUCUGCCAGUACGCCAUUCGCCCUUAAGAUGGAAGCGAUCAAGAAAGGAUUGUUUGAUCAAAGGGCAAAGAGAGAACGUGUAACUUCGAAGACAGACAAGCCCUUGGCUGCUGAGCCACGAUCAGCUGCCCUGUCCCCGGGACUUCAAAACCCAACUGGUCCCGCCCUAAAGGCUGAUGGUGAAGUCAAAGGGUCCUCGAUUUAUGAGAAUUUGGACUUUUCCAAUCUCGAGAUUCGUCUUUUUCAACUUUAUCCAUCUCAUGGAUCGGACAACAUCCGAGGGACUUUUUGCUAUACUGAUAUGUCGUCCUGCCCAGACUAUACAGCGCUGUCAUACACUUGGGGAGACGAUACAAAUCUUCGACAGAUCUACUUGAAAAACGGAACUGCACUUGACAUCCGAGAGAAUCUAUGGCAUUUCCUCCGCGGUCAAAGUAUGCUCAUCAGCCGGCCCAAACUGUUCUGGAUUGAUGCUAUAUGUAUUAACCAAAGCAACAUCCACGAACGAAACCAUCAGGUCAACUUGAUGAGGCGGAUAUAUGCCCAGGCUAAACAUGUAUAUAUAUGGCUCGGGCAAGAUGUUGAUGACAGUGAUCUAGCAAUGGCCUUCCUUGAUUCUUGUUCGAAACAGAAACUCAAACGCCGAGGAUUAGGAUAUCGCAGUCCAUGGUCCAGGCAAGAAGGAAGAGCGUUGACGCAUCUAUUCAAUCAACCCUAUUGGCGAAGGAUGUGGAUCAUUCAAGAGAUCAUAUAUGCCCAAGACAUCACCAUCUGGUGUGGCAGUAGAAGCUGCGAAUGGAGUGCUGCCGAAAGCCUCUAUCUAAAGAUGAAGUCUUUGGAGGAUGAAAAUUGGCAGACACACCAUGAAUAUGUUGUUCAGGUGCUACAGAGCUCUGCCGCUGUUAUGAUAUGGCAGCGUGCCCAUUGGCGACAUCCAGAUACCACAGCACCGUCGUUGUUGACAUUGAUCAACAUAUUUCAGGAUUGGCAAUGUUCCGAUAUUCGAGAUAAAGUCUACUCCUUGAUCGGGAUGGCCAGCAAAGAUACAGCCGUCACGCCUGACUACUCACUAUCAGCUCAUCAACUGUACCAUGAUGUGAUCGACAAGAGUAGUGGACCGAGGUCUUGUGGUGUGCUUUCUCAGAUUCUAGGAAUUCCUGCUGACGAAUUAGACAUACAUAAACCAGACUUGUAUGAUCCCCCAUCUUGA